AUGGCGCUUGCGACACGCACUACAGGAUACCUUGGAGAAGGCCUUUACCGCGAUGUUCCGAUUGUCAACCCGGGCAAGCGUUCGUUCUGGUCCAAAUCAGAUUACGUGACUAAGAGUCUGAUGGAAAGCGCACGAAGCCAUUAUCCAGACAAGCCGUUUCGCAUCGCUACAGAUGUCGGUGAAGUGCUCGUCCUUCCACCAAAUUGCGCAGACGAACUUCGAAACCAUCCAAAUCUGGACCUUGGUCGAGUGAUGGAAGUGGACUUCCAUGGACACAUCAAAGGGUUCGAACUCACAAGUUUGAAGGGCUCCAACACGCAUCUAGUGUCCUCCAUAACACGAAACCAAUUGACUAGAUUGCUGCCCUCGCUUACGCCAAUUUUAUCUGAUGAAGCAACUCACGCAAUCGACAGUAAUAUUCAAGCAGGGGGUGACUGGACUAAAAUCCAACUUAAACCCAUUGUGUUGGAUAUUGUCGCUCGAGUGUCUUCUCGUAUCUUCCUUGGGCAAGAGCUUUGUCGAGACGAGAAAUGGCUCGACAUCACCAAAACAUACACCAUAGAUAUGUUCGUUGCAGCUGCUGAGCUUCGCAGAUGGCCACAAUGGUCACGUCCAUUUAUCCACUGGUUUUUGCCACGGUGCAAAAAGCUGAGGAUGCAGUUCUUAUCUGCCCGGAGAGUUCUCAGUGAAGCUGUUCGGAAACGGCAAGAAUUCGUCCAAACCAACAAAACCAAGGGAUCGGCGGCUCAAGGUUUCGAUGACGCUAUUGAAUGGGCCAGAGAUCAAUCGAAAGCGAUGAAAAGCCCUAUCGACGAGGCAAAGUUCCAGCUGACCAUGUCGGUUGCAGCGAUGCACACAACUUCGGAUCUAUUGACGCAGGUGAUUAUUGACCUUGCACAGCAUCCUGAGGUUAUCAAAGCCCUUCGCAAAGAGACUUCCGAGUGCUUACGUCGGGAUGGUUGGACGAAAUCUGCACUUUACAAUAUGAAGCUCUUAGACAGCACGAUUAAAGAAACUCAGAGGCUAAAGCCUGCCAGCAUCGCUCAGCUGGUAUCCACAAGUUCUGAUCAUCUUGCAUUCGGUCACGGUCAGCACGUGUGUCCUGGCAGAUUCUUCGCCGCAGCGGAGAUCAAGAUUAUCAUGUGCCACCUAUUGUCGCGUUUCGACUGGAAGUUGGAGCCGGGCACUGCGGUCAAGCCUUUCAUGGUGGGAUUUUCUGCGGCUGCCAGUCCUUUUGCUGAGGUAUUGUUCAGAAAAGCGGGAACUGGCCUCGACACUGGCAUUGCAAAGUAA
This is a messenger RNA of Alternaria atra, 1293 nucleotides long. RefSeq lists its product as uncharacterized. The coding region runs from base 1 to 1293 and encodes 430 amino acids. Gene Ontology annotation, molecular function: heme binding; monooxygenase activity; iron ion binding. Lineage: Eukaryota; Fungi; Ascomycota; Dothideomycetes; Pleosporales; Pleosporaceae. The record is from RefSeq and is a predicted model, not a curated record. The transcript has 6 exons.